UAUGGGAUUAUCGCCAUGUUUGCUUUGACUUUUGCUUUGACUUGCCCCUGGAUAAGACAGAUAAGACAUAUCUAUUUUGUAUUCCAGUUGGCAGAUGCGCUGCCUGAACCAUCCUCUGCCAAAACGUCUGCUGUGAGCAAUACAAAAGCUGGCCAGUCUCCUCAAGGCUGGCCAGGCUCCAACCCUUGGAGUAACCCAAGUGCUCCACCUGCUAUGCCGUCUGGACUCCCACCAAGUGCUGCAGCACCCUCCACUGUGCCUUUCGGACCAACACCAACAGGAAUGUAUCCCUCCAUGCCUCCAACUGGACUACCGCCAGGACCCCCAGCACCCUUUCCUCCCUCUGGACCAUCAUGUCCCCCACCUAGUGGUCCUUAUCCAGCCCCUACUGUGCCGGGUCCUGGCCCCACAGGGCCAUAUGCUACGCCAAAUAUGCCCCUUCCGGAGCUACCUAGGCCAUAUGGUGCACCCACAGAUCCAGCUGGUACUUUAGGUCCAUGGGGAUCCAUGUCUUCUGGACCUUGGGCACCAGGAAUUGGGGGGCAGCAUCCUAAUAUGCCAUAUCGAUCUCCAGGGCCAUAUCCCACUCCUCCUCCUCCAGUGUCAGGAGCACCGCCUGUUCCAUGGGGCACUGUGCCACCAGGAGCCUGGGGACCACCAGCACCAUAUCCUGGCCCUGCAGGAUCAUAUCCCAUACCAGGACCCCAUCCUGUUCCAAAUAAUCCUUACCAAGUGCCUUCAGGACCUUCUGGUGCUCCACCAAUGCCUGGUGGCCCCCAUUACCAUUAAGUUGACAGUGGAUGAAGAGAUGGCGCAUUGCUUUUUGAAGUACAUGUACAUGCACAUGAAGGCUUAUAUACAAAUGGCUGGUUUCGCUAUUGGUGAAGGACGUUCAUGAAAGAACAACUUUUGUACCUCAGAGAGUUCCUGCUUCAUGUGUUUGGAUAUGUAGAACAUCACAUGGGUACAAUCAGAUAAAGAUGUAAAAGCAAAUCAAGUAUGGUUAAUGUGGCUGUGUAUAUCAAGUAGCUUUUGAUAAUACUUGUUUAAAAUAUAGCUGUACCCUCAAUCUAAAAUGACAUGGAUUAUUGUUAGAAUCUGUAACUUAAUUGGCAAAGUAAUUCAAGUAUUGUUUUAUAAUCAUCCUGCACUCCCAUAUAACUGAAAACAGUCACUUAAUUGAAACAUGACUCCUCAACAUUUUGAGGUCCUCUUCCUACACAAACCAGGACCUCUUGUUAUAUUUUAGCUACAUAAAUGUAUUGUGUAUGUGUUUACUAAGUUUAAUUCAACAUUAUUCCCAGUUCUGCCAAAAUAAGAUAAUAUUCCUAUCAAAAUUGCAUUAUGAUCUAAGGACAGGUUUCUUGCUCUGACAGAGCUCUAGAAAAAUGUUGGUGCCAGAUGCACUUAAACAAGUUUUAAGGUUAAUACAGGAGUCAGACUGUCCAGCCUCGGGAAGGUAGGAAGAGGAGAUGAGUGAGGCAGCUGCUGCUGGGCAGUCACUGUCGCAGGGCCUCCUGUCCACCCAGCUGUGUGAGCCAGCAGCUGGAGUUGGGAACUUUCCUCUCACCAGCGGACGGCAGGGCCAACACAGGGAUGUCCUUGACCAUCUGAUUUGGAAUUCGCAAAUCAUUUUUUUUCUUAAAGCAUUUACAAAAGGUGGUCCAUUUCCUUAUAAGUUAAGUUACUGGCUGGACUAAAUAAACAUCAUUUAUGACAUUUUUUAAUGGAAAAAAAAAUGUUCUGAAUUCCAAAUGACAUUCUCAUAGUGACUGAACCACAACUCAUUUGAGUUGUUCCAGAAUUGCACAUGUAAUUAAUACAUGUUGCUUGGCCGUAGUAUGCAGGACAACUGGAGGCGAAACUCUAGUUGACAAAGCCACGGUCAGACCUCUCAAUAAACCAGUAGGAAGCAGAGGCUGGCAAGUGGUUCCUGCAGACACUUAACCAUCUAGAUCGGUGUGCAUGACUGCACACCUUGCUUUUCCAAAGGACAUUUCUGGACCUGCUAUGAGUCUGGAAGGCAGUCUGUUGUGCUCUCCCAGUAGCAAAAAGGCCUGUAUGACAGACCCUUUUCCCACUCCAACUUAAGGGCUUAAAGAUCUGAAGUACUCGGGAGCCAGAGGCAGGCAGGUCUCUUGAGUUUAAAACCAGCCUGAUCUAACAAGUGAGUUCUGGCACAGCCAGGACUACACAGAAAAAUCCUGUCUUGGAAAGAAAUAGAAAAAAGGGAUGCUGGAUUUGCCUCCUGGUAGGUUUAAGACCUUCUUGUGGGGAGAAAGUCAUGGCCCAAGUCAACCGUGGGUGUGAGCUUCAGCAUUUCAGUGUGGUCCACUUCUUUAGAACUUGGAGCUGUCUUUCUCUUCUCACUGCUGCUCUAGGUGUGAGGUUUGUCCAGCUUUUGGUGAGAUUUUACAGUCUUUGGCUUCACACAGCAAAGCAUGGUCCUUGAGCUUGUUUGUGCUGUGUGUACCAGGGGUGCCAUGGCAGUGACUGGUGACCCCAAAAUGCCACUGAUCUUACUACCAGGUGCGUUCAGACAUUGAUUCACCAAAGACACCUCCUGCAUUAACUUAAGCCUUAAAACUUUUAAGUGCAUUAGGUGCCAACAUUUUUCUAGCACUCCAGCAGAGCAAGAAACCCAUUCUUAGAGUGUAAUGCAAUUUUGAAAGGAACGUUUUGUUAUUUGCAGAACUGGAUAUAAUGAUUGAAUUAAGCUUAGCAGCCACAAAAAGAUUGCUGAUUCUCCUCCCGGGGGCGCCCUGCCAGUCUGGGCAUCUGGGCCCUGGAACAUACCGUCACUGCCCUGCCUACCUAUGUAAUUUUAAGCCAAUAAUUAGCUGCCAAGUUCAUCAGCCGCUGUUUUCUUGUUGGUGUUUGGGGGGGAGGGUAGUUAGUAGAAUCUAAUGACCCAUCCUGCAUGUUGUGCUGUGGACAGUACUUCCAUUUAAACCCUGUGUUUUGGACUUUCCAACUGAUAAUUGGGACUUAAUAAAUUUAUUACUAUUAUUAAUGUAAGUGGAAAUCAAAGGUAUGGCAGAGUUUUCUAUUUUUGUUUUGUUUAGAACAUUUCUCCUGUUGCUGUCAGAGUAGAGUAUUUCUGGAUUCAAGAUACAAUCAAGAAAAGCAAAAAUAAAAUAUAAAAGGUAGCCAAAUGAGGAAAAGAAUCCAGAAAGGGCUUUCUAUUUUUGUUUGUGUUUUAACCUAAGAAAAGAAUAAUGCUCUCUUCAGAAUAAGCCAUGCUGGACUAGGACUGGUCUCUAAAAAGACAGCUUGUCAAUAAGUGUUUGGUCCAAAUUACAGAAUUUGUUGACACAGGCUGACAAAAAAUUUUAAAUAAAUGUGGCAAAAACUUUGAGGUGUGUGCAAGAAUAGUGCUUCUGACAUUGAAAUCUUGGGUUUUACAGUGUAUACUUCUUUUCCAAGAACUCUUCCUUUGUUCAUCUUACUGUCAGAGGGUAACAGGGCAGGCAUCAGAACGUUUUAGAAAACAGUCAUGAUGCACCUCACAAGCUAACACUUUCCAGACACACACACACACACACACACACACACACACACACACACACACACACCACAGAGCUUUUGAAACUUGGGGUGGUUGUCUACAUUUCUAAACUACUAGUGCCAUGUGUUCCUCCUCCUCUGAUUUAGAGCUAGCUUUGUGAAAUGCCAGCAUUGAAAGCUCUGGAAAGUAAAGCCUUUAACGGUUACCGUGUUUAAAGAAGUGCAAGCUUUCCUGAAGGAGCUGCUGAGAGCAGUGCACGCCCUCGGGGAGCAAAUGUCACACUCUGUUUUCAGAAUCCUGCCAAGUCAAACAAAAAUGGGUAAUGGUGAUGAGGACUGUGAAUCCAUGCACACUUGUAGCUGCAGAACCCAUCUGCGGACUGAGUCCAUCCAAUGUGCACAUCUGGGCUAGAGAGUUAGCCACACCAUUACCUGCCACCUAAAUAAAAAGUAAUGAACAAUAACUCUCAAGAUAACAGAUUUGUCUUGGGGCAUUUUAAAUGGCAUUGGAUUUGAUACUUAUUUUCUUACUUGACAUGGGUCUCACUAUAUAACUCUGGCUACCCUGGAGCUCUAAAUGUAGAUGAGCAACUCACAGAAGUCUUCCUGUCUCUGCCUCCCCAAUGCUGAGAUGAAAGGCAUGUCCCUGGCUUGUUAAACUCUGUGUGUGUGUGUAUUCAUACAUAUAUGAAUAUCUUUCAAGAGCCAGGUGGUAGUGGUGCACACCUUUAAUCCCAGCAUUCAGGAAGCAUAGACAGAUCUGUCUCAAACAACAAAAGCAAAAGAAUAUCUUUCAAGAUUGUAGUGCUGAUCAGUGCAACUAUUCAAGUGUGCAAAGUAACAGGAUGUUUUUCCUGUACAGACGUUGUGCACAGCCUGUCACUCAUUAACAGACACUGGCUUGUUGCCAUUGAAUAGAUUUGACUUGUAUGUGCUCUAUAAAGGCUUUUUGUAAUGCUUUCCUUGAGAUUGUGAUUUUCCACUCACUGAAUAAUGGUAAAUUUGAUGUAUUUUACAGUCUAUGCAUUUUCACUUAAGCUGCCUGUAGUGUGGUUUGAGACAUACACGUUUGUACUAUGAACUGUAAGAAAUGGAAAAUUCUAGGUUUAAUCAUCUGCUGCUGUAUUUGCAAAGACAAAGUUGCUUAAAGAAGUAAUUAUAAUUAGAAGUAGGUUACAGAUGUGAUACUUGAUAUUUUUAAGGUAAAGUUGUUUGUUUUUGUGUAUAAUACCUGAAAGCCUUCUUAAGAAAUGUGUUUUCAUGA
Messenger RNA from Peromyscus eremicus (cactus mouse), 4771 nucleotides. It is a transcript of the gene Mapk1ip1l, whose product is annotated as mitogen-activated protein kinase 1 interacting protein 1 like. The record is from RefSeq and is a predicted model, not a curated record. NCBI's taxonomy places the organism in Eukaryota, Metazoa, Chordata, Mammalia, Rodentia, Cricetidae. The coding region runs from base 16 to 789 and encodes 257 amino acids. The transcript has 2 exons.